AUGCUCAGAAAAUUUGUAAAUAGGGAAUUUCUGCACAUCUCAAGGAGUUUUUACAUUGGGUCCAUAUUAAGUAAUACGAGACGACUGACAUCUGUAAAGAAUACCGUUAAAGAACCUAGUCGGGAUACAGAUAAUAGGCAGAAUUCUGAUGUAAAUAAAAGUACUACUGAUAUUAACUUGGGAAAUUCGGAAUUAAAGGCUGGGACACUAAAUACAUCACCUCUUAAGGUAGCAAGUGAUGCAUGCCAUGAUGUUAUUAUUAUUGGAGGGGGGGUUACUGGAACUGCCUUAUUUUAUACACUAUCACGUUUUACGAAUUUAAAACGUAUUUGCUUAAUAGAACGUCAUGGAGAUGUAUCUCAAGUUGCUUCAAAUGGACGGAGCAAUAGUCAAACUAUUCAUUGUGGCGAUAUUGAAACAAAUUAUAAUUUGGAAAAAGCUCGUAAAGUACUUAGGCAAGCUAAUAUGUUGAGAAAUUAUGCUACAAAACUUUCACCUAGCAUGAGAGAUCAAGUAAUAUUCAAACUUGGUAAGAUGGUACUUGGAGUAGGUGAACUUGAAUGUGAAAUAAUUGAGAAACGUUUUAAUGAAUUUAAGUUCUUAUACCCACAUAUGAAUUUACUUGGAAAAAGAGAGAUAGGUGAUAUAGAACCAUGUAUAGCUUAUAAAAAUACUAUUACAUAUAGACCAGACCCUAUUGCAUCGAUUUAUGUUCCUGAUGAGCAUACAGGAGUGGACUAUUAUCAAUUAGCUAUCUCUUUUUUAAAGGGAGCUACUGAAGUAUGUGAGAAUUCUAAAGGAAAGCAUCUAUUAACAUGUAUGAAUACAAGAGUUCUAGAUAUUAUUAGAAUGUCAUCAAAUGGAGAUCUAUAUAAGGUUAUCACAAAUAGAGGUGAAUUCUAUGGUAAAUAUGUUGUUGUAAGCGCAUGUGGAUAUUCUUUAUUAUUUGCAAAGAAACUUGGUUAUAAUUCUAACCUAAGUUGUCUCCCAGUUGCUGGAAGCUUUUACUUUUCUUCUAGACCUUUUCUUAAUGGCAAGGUAUAUACUAUUCAAAAUCCUGAAUUACCAUUUGCAGCUGUUCAUGGUGAUCCAGACCUUAUAAUGAGGGAUACAACUAGAUUUGGGCCAACUGCACUUCCAUUACCUUUAUUGGAACGCAACAACUUGGGAUCUAUUGUCGACUUUUUUAAAAUAGUAAAUCCAGAUUUAAAUCUUGCUUUGGUUUAUAAAGAUUUAUUCUGUAAUUCUAGUUUGCGUAAUUAUGCAUUAAGAAAUAUACUCUUUGAAGUUCCAAUUAUCAACAAAAACUUAUUUAUUAAAGAUUGCAGAAAGAUCAUCCCUAGCCUAGAAUCUAAAGAUAUUAAAUAUGCUCAUGGAUUUGGAGGAAUUAGACCUCAAAUUAUUGAUAAAUCAAAGCGAAAACUCUUAUUGGGUGAAGGUAAGAUAACAACUGAUGAGGGUCUGAUAUUUAAUAUUACUCCUUCUCCUGGUGGUACUACUUGCCUUGGAACUGCGGAGAAUGACAUGAGGAUUAUAUGUAAUCGACUUGGGGCUCAAGUUGACGAAUUGGAAUUUAAAAGGACUCUUCUUCAAGGAGAUUAUUCGACCGACUAA
Molecule: messenger RNA, 1614 nt
Organism: Cryptosporidium muris RN66
Lineage: Eukaryota; Apicomplexa; Conoidasida; Eucoccidiorida; Cryptosporidiidae
Product: malate:quinone oxidoreductase family protein
Exons: 1
Coding region: 1-1614 (537 amino acids)
Cellular component (GO): cytoplasm
Molecular function (GO): (S)-2-hydroxy-acid oxidase activity; (S)-2-hydroxyglutarate dehydrogenase activity
Source: RefSeq, a predicted model, not a curated record